Molecule: messenger RNA, 564 nt
Organism: Arvicola amphibius (Eurasian water vole)
Lineage: Eukaryota; Metazoa; Chordata; Mammalia; Rodentia; Cricetidae
Product: cyclin-dependent kinase inhibitor 2A-like
Exons: 3
Coding region: 4-447 (147 amino acids)
Biological process (GO): apoptotic process; regulation of cyclin-dependent protein serine/threonine kinase activity; negative regulation of cell population proliferation
Cellular component (GO): nucleus
Molecular function (GO): protein kinase binding; cyclin-dependent protein serine/threonine kinase inhibitor activity
Source: RefSeq, a predicted model, not a curated record
GCGAUGGAGCUCUCGGCAGACAGGCUGGCUAGGGCGGCGGCCCAGGGCCGCGAACACGAGGUUCGGGCUCUGUUGGAAGCAGGGGCCUUGCCCAACGUUCCGAACUGUUUCGGUCGCACCCCGAUUCAGGUGAUGAUGAUGGGCAACGCCCAAGUAGCCAGAUUGCUGCUGCUCUACGGUGCGGAGCCGAACUGCGAGGAUCCAGCCACCCUCUCCCGCCCCGUGCACGAUGCAGCGCGGGAGGGCUUCUUGGACACUCUGGUAGUACUGCACCAGGCGGGAGCGCGGCUGGAUGUGCGUGACGCCUGGGGUCGCCUGCCGAUAGAUCUGGCCCUGGAACGGGGUCAUCGCGAUGUCGUGCGUUAUCUGCGUGCAGCUCAGAACGACCCCCAAGGCAACGGGCCAGCAAGCCUAACUUCUGCUCAAGCACCCCCAGACCAACCCUAAAGUCUGGCUAAGUUCCUCAUCUCACCCGCCCAGUUCUCAUCCUUGGAUCCACGUCUGGAAAAAGAACGGCGCUUGGCUGGUCCCGAUUCGCGUCUGUGAUUCUAGCGUGUGGAAGGC